Messenger RNA from Acromyrmex echinatior (Panamanian leafcutter ant), 1097 nucleotides. RefSeq lists its product as uncharacterized. The record is from RefSeq and is a predicted model, not a curated record. Gene Ontology annotation, cellular component: nucleus. Lineage: Eukaryota; Metazoa; Arthropoda; Insecta; Hymenoptera; Formicidae.
AGCGGCACGACCAAAUAGUUGUUCAGUCGGCAACAGUUCGCAGUUGUGCGAGUGUCAGAAGCUUCGAUUGCCCAUUUCACAAUGACUGAGCGGAUGGAGCAGAAAGUUUACAUUAAAUCUUGCCAAAAACUUGGCCAUACAUGUUCAGCGACAAUCGACAUUAUGCGUAAAAUCUAUGGUAACAACUCUAUGAGUGAAACACAAAUAAAAUGGUGGUUUAAUCGAUUCAGAAGUGGCCGUGUCUCAGUGGACAGUCAUCGUCGAGUAGGUAGACCAUCAACGUCGAGAACAGCGGCGAACAUAGAACGUGUGCGAGUCGCAAUCAAGGAAAAUCGUUGUUUGACUGUCAGACAAUUAGUAGAGAACCUUGGAAUUCCAAAAACUACUCUUUCUCGAAUUUUAGUUGAAGAUCUUGGAAUAACUCGCGUGUGUCCAAAAAAAUCCGUUCCAGAAGUGCUGAAGCAAAAUGAAAAGGAUUUUCAAAACGAAGUUACCAAAGACGCCUUGGAAUCCAACCAAAAAGAUUCUGAGUGCCACACUGCAAGCUGUGAACCUCCAGUAGAGUGCUCGGGAACCACCAUCCACAGUUCGUGUAAUGGAGCUCCUUCAUCUCCAAACCAAACUGAGAUAAAUUCUUGUGAGGAUAUUGAAAUUAAAACAGAUGUGUAUGCUGAUGAGACGAUGAUAGAUGACAGCAGAGUACAGGGAUUCAAAAGAGAAUUGGAAGCAGAUAAGAUUCUUGGACUCUCAGCGGACGACAAUGGAAAAUUAAUGUAUUUGAUACAAUGGAAAGGAACAGAUGCAGUUGACAUGGUGUCUGCCAGUGAAACCAAUGUCAAGUGUCCUCAAAUUGUUAUCCGAUUUUAUGAGGACAGAAUAACGUGGAAAAGAACAAAAAGUAAAACCGUAGUAGAUGAGUUUUCUUGAAAAAGUCAGGUUCUGCAUUUUUUUACCUUUAUUGUAAUUUAUAGGUGCGAUUAAAGUUUUAUUACAAAUGCCUUAAAGCAUUUAAUUGAAGAUAUAAUUUUAUUAAUUAACUGAUAAAAAAAUGUUUCGAUGCAUUUAUAGUAUCACGUUAACCAUGCCUGUAUGAAAAG